Molecule: messenger RNA, 1827 nt
Organism: Chlamydomonas reinhardtii
Lineage: Eukaryota; Viridiplantae; Chlorophyta; Chlorophyceae; Chlamydomonadales; Chlamydomonadaceae
Exons: 6
Coding region: 214-1290 (358 amino acids)
Biological process (GO): positive regulation of transcription by RNA polymerase II
Cellular component (GO): Ino80 complex; MLL1 complex; NSL complex
Molecular function (GO): protein binding; G-quadruplex RNA binding
Source: RefSeq, a predicted model, not a curated record
GCCAUGACAUCUCAACGCCCUGAAGACGCCCCGCGAUGGCCCGGCUGAGGUGCACUCACCUGCUGCACUGACACGCUCAUCUGCCUCUAUACCCCGCGAGUACAAAGUGACCUCUAGCAAAGCCCACUGGACCUUGCGCGUUGACCGCAUCGGAGUCGCUUCCCUAUUUUUGUGCGGCCAUAGGGGUAGGACACAACAACCAGGGGCUUAACCAUGACUUCUCUUGCAAAAACUACGCUUGAAACAAGCCGACCUGCAAAGCGGGCAAAGGUUGCCGAUGCUGAAGCCGGAGCAGCGAUACCGGAGCUAGAGGGCAUUCGGCAGUCAGAGACGCAGCUUACAUACCUACAGGCGCAAUUAGCGGCCACCGAGGCGUUGUACUCGGCUUAUGAGGAGGAGCUGCAAGGGCUGUCGAACCAGCUGAAGGGCGUGAAGCAAGCCCACGUAAACGCGGGAAAGCCGCUGUGGAAGGAGGGAGCGGAUCAGCAGGCUGAAACGGCAAGCGGCUCACUAUCGUGGCCAGGGACUGGGGACCCUGUGGCGUUCGACGGUGACAGCUUCUCAGCCAUUGAGGAGGAGGUGCUCCUGCAAACGGAGGCGGAGCAGGAGCCGGCGGCAGCGAGCGGGGAGGCCGGGGCAACAGGGGCGGAGGGGCCAGGCGCGGUGCUGGGGGAGCGUCUGGCGGCACUGGAGGCGACCUGCAGCGCCAUAAGCCAGGAGGACAUGGAGGCGCAAGGCGCUGUGGGCUGCCUGGCGGGCCGCAGCGGGCGCUACUACCUGCGCUCCACCGCCGUCACACUGGGACGGGCCACGGACACCAAGGGCGAUGUGGACGUGGACCUGGCGCCCGAGGAGGCGGCGGCGGCAGCAGCGGCGGCGGGGGCUGGGGCCGGGGCAAGGCGGGCAGGCGCUGGUGCCGGCACCGGCCAAGGAGCGGCAGCCGGGCAGGCACACGGGGCGCCCGGGGCGACUGCUGCGGGCAGCGGCCACUCAGGCGCCGCCGCCGCCGCGCGGCACAGCGUGUCUCGACGCCAGGCGCUGCUGCGGCUGGGCCCCGACGGCCAGUUCCGCAUAACCAACAUGGGGCGACAGGCGGUGGUGGUGAACGACGUGCCGCUGCCGCAAGGACAAACUGUGUGCUUGCCGCACCUCAGCCUCGUCGAGAUAGGCGGCGGCAGCAGCUCUGGAGGCGACAGCAGUGGAGGCAGCGGAGGCGUGCGGCUGUUGUUCCUGGCAAACCUGGCGGCCGUGGGGCGGGUGGUGCGGCGCUCCAGUGCUCUGGUGCUAUGAGCGGCCGAGCUUGAGAGCUUGAGCGACGGGGAAGUAUGGCCAGGAGUGUUGAAGGGAUCUGGUAUUGUGGAGGUAUUCGAGCUGGGGGCGCGAGGAGUGCGUGCAGUUGGGAGGUGCGGUGCUGCCGCUUAGUGCGGGGGAGUGCUUGCUGGCAUGCCGCGUUGCACUUGCGGGCCGGUGCGGGUGGUUGCGGCCGCUGGCGCCGGGCGCUUGGCGCUGGACGGAGUGUGCGGUGCGGAUGGGGCCGUGGUCAGUACUCCCCGUGACGCCGCCAGCGCACUAUCAUAGCCUUUGUUGCAGCGGCUGUUAGGACGGGUUUGUGACUGGUAAGGGCGCCUCUGCUGGACCUAAUGACCACGGUCUGUCAGUGAUACGAUCUUGUAACAAUGCAACUCGGGAUUCCGCGACAUCCGGGCACGCUCAUGCGGGCGCCUCGUUAACUCUUAAGUUCGCUUGCUGUGACCGUGUUCCCGGCAGGCCCAAUGGAUAGUGCCCAGGCAACACGUAAAACAGACCAACUUGUAAGCACUACAUCCU